Scaptodrosophila lebanonensis is the source of this 1787-nucleotide messenger RNA. It is a transcript of the gene Ids, whose product is annotated as iduronate 2-sulfatase. Bases 1 to 1533 code for a protein of 510 amino acids. The record is from RefSeq and is a predicted model, not a curated record. The transcript has 5 exons. Gene Ontology annotation, molecular function: iduronate-2-sulfatase activity. Lineage: Eukaryota; Metazoa; Arthropoda; Insecta; Diptera; Drosophilidae.
AUGAAUAUUAUCUACGCCCCCUGCACAUCAAGAAAUGCGUCGCAGUCGCUGCCGUCGCGCCACAAUGUCGUUUUGAUUAUCUUCGAUGAUUUGCGCCCCACGUUGGGCGCCUAUGGCGAUCGCUUAGCACAAACGCCGCACCUGGACGCUUUUGCACAGGGCAGCAGCAUAUUUACACGGGCAUAUAGCCAGCAAGCAUUAUGCGCACCGAGUCGUAAUUCUCUGCUUACGGGACGGCGUCCAGAUACUUUGCAUCUCUAUGAUUUUUACAGCUAUUGGCGCACUUUUGUCGGCAACUUUACAACGCUGCCACAGUACUUUAAGGAGCAUGGCUACUAUACCUAUAGCUGUGGCAAGAUCUUUCAUCCGGGUAUAUCUUCAAACAACACGGAUGACUACCCGCUCAGUUGGUCAGCACCUCCAUUUCGUCCGCGCACCGAACAGUACAUGAACUCACCCGUUUGCCCCGAUAGAUGGGGUGUAUUGCGAAAAAACCUUAUAUGUCCGGUGCAUUUGCAAACGCAACCCUAUAAAACUCUUCCGGACAUUGAAUCUGUGACAGAGGCUCUGCGAUUUGUGCAGUCCCGAGCGAAAAGUCGUCGUCCAUAUUUCUUGGCGCUGGGAUUUCACAAACCUCAUAUUAAUUUUCGGUUUCCGCGACAGUUCUUGGCACAUUUUCCGCUCUCAAAAUUCUACAAUUACACCGACGAUACUUUGAAGCCCCCGGACAUGCCGGCAGUUGCAUGGAAUCCCUAUACGGAUGUACGAGCUCGUGAUGAUUUCAAAUAUGCAAACAUCUCCUUUCCCUACGGGCCCAUUUCGACGCAUCAGGCAGCACAAAUCCGCCAGGCCUACUACGCUGCGGUUGCCUACGUCGAUGAUUUGUUUGGCAAAUUCAUCGCUGGCCUAGAUCUGCAGAGCACUGUGGUCGUGGUGCUCGGCGAUCAUGGCUGGUCCCUCGGCGAGCAUGCGGAAUGGGCCAAAUACAGCAACUUCGAGGUGGCUCUACGUGUGCCCCUAAUAAUACGCAGUCCAGAAUUCCCGCUGGAGCAAGCGAAACGCUUAUACGGCAUAACGGAAUUGUUGGAUGUAUUUCCCACGCUGGUGGAUUUGGCACACCUGCCGGCAUUGCCAACUUGUAAUCGCACUAAGAUGCCGCCUCAGUUAACAUGCUCUGAGGGUAAAAGCUUGUAUCCACAGAUGCAGGGCGUAGGUUUGGCUACCCAACAUGUGGCUCUCAGUCAAUAUCCACGCCCCGGUUUGUUGCCCACUAAGCAUCCCAACAGUGAUAAACCUAAGCUUCAUAAUAUCAAGGUAAUGGGCUAUAGUCUGCGCACCGAUCUCUAUCGCUAUACGCUGUGGGUGCGUUUUUUUGCACAGAAUUUCACUUGUGAUUGGAACGAAGUUUAUGGCGAGGAAUUAUAUGAUCAUCGAUUAGAUGCCGGUGAAGAAAUGAAUCUGGCUUCCUUGUCAGAUUUCGAUGAAGUACGAAUGCGCCUGCGCCGACGUCUGCUGCAGGCCGUGGGCAGCUAGCGGUCUAGUCUACCUUUUUUACACCGCUCUUCAUUAUUUGUAAUAAGAAAUGUAUCGAAGACAAGACAAAGUAAGAGAGUCUUCAGCAAAUGGGAGAAUAAAUUCUACACUAAAACAAAUUUCAGGACAAAACCGUGAAAAUUAAACUGAAAUCUUCAAUUAGGGAGCGUUUGCCUUUUUGUGUUUCAUGUUCGUAGCACACUAUUUGGGGGUUCUAGGUCCAUUUAGGAACAACGAGGCUGUCUUUAUUUUAA